This is a messenger RNA of Opisthorchis viverrini, 615 nucleotides long. RefSeq lists its product as hypothetical. The record is from RefSeq and is a predicted model, not a curated record. The transcript has 2 exons. Bases 1 to 615 code for a protein of 204 amino acids. Lineage: Eukaryota; Metazoa; Platyhelminthes; Trematoda; Opisthorchiida; Opisthorchiidae.
AUGUACCGCCUGACUCCAAACCCGUCCACACCGAAGGGCAAAUCGCCUGCAGAGACACUACUCUACAGCACUCUUAGAAGCACCUUUGAUCUUCCGAAGCCUCCAAAGGAGGUGGUGGCAUCAUCAAAUCAGAAAAUGGAGUCCCACUAUAAUCGCAAGCAUGAUGCAAAGUGGCGACAUUUUGACAUCGAACAGAGAGUGCUAGUAAAGGACUAUCGUGGUAAUCGCGCACCUUGGCGUCAAGGCAAAAUCCCACGGCGAAUCGGAAAUGUCAUCUAUCAUGUUCGCGUGCGUUCCGAAAUUUUGGUUCGUCAUGCAAAUCAGUUGAAAGAAGCUUAUUCGCAACCCACACAGAGAUUGAACAUUUUGAUAGAACACCUGGACAUGAACAGAGGAAGGACAACUGACACUCAGGUUGCGGAGCAGCUGUCAGAGGUGCCUGUGUAUCAACAAUUACGAAGGUCGACGCGUAGAAUGCCAGUGACAAACACUCAAACUGGACGUGGUGACAAUAACAGGCCGGGAAUUGGUCUGGACACCAUAAACGCCGUCAGCUGCAGAUCACAUGAGGGUGACACACUAGUCCGAUUUGUCCAAUCAACCAUGUCUGAUUGA